Molecule: messenger RNA, 1757 nt
Organism: Pelagomonas calceolata
Lineage: Eukaryota; Pelagophyceae; Pelagomonadales; Pelagomonadaceae
Source: the annotation of a GenBank genome assembly
AUGCUGCGGACCACCAGCCUCCUGCGCCGCCUCGGCCGGCGCCAGGCCUCCUUCAACGCCGCGUUAGCCGCGAUGGACGCCAUCGAGACGUCCGAGCGCUUAAGAGUAGCGGCGCUCGUCGGCGGUUUAAGAUCGUGGGCGAAGGCGCAGGGCAUCGUCUACGACGACGACGAGCUGCAGAAGCUUUCGAGACCUGCGUCGCCGAACCCGCACCGCGCGCGGGAGAGACGAGGCGAGGACAAUUUGGGAAGGAGCUACGAGGCUUUUGUAAGAGACGUCCUACGAGGAUCGCUGCCUUCCGAAGAGGACUUUAGCCGAGUUCUGAGGACGGGCGCGGAGUUGCUGAGGAGCGAACCCGUCGUCAAGGAACUCAAUGUGAGGGAGUCGCUGACCAUUGUUGGAGAUCUCCAUGGCUCGUUGGGAGACUUGAAUGCCGUCAUGGGGCUCCACGGCCGGCCGUCGACCAAAAGCCGCAUCAUUUUUAAUGGAGAUUUUGUGGAUAGAGGCCCGGACGGCGUCGAGGUCCUCGCGGCCGUGCUAGGGAUGAAGCUCGCGUUCCCGAGGCAUGUGCACAUCAAUAGGGGCAACCACGAGGACGCUGCAUUGUCCAGGGCUUAUGAUUUUGAGGCGGAACUCGUCGCGAAGUAUGGGGUUGAUACUUCCCUCUUAGAUGACGCGGACGACGCGUUCGCCGCGAUGCCGCUGGGCUGCGUCGUCAAUCAUGGUUCUACGAGGACCAUGGUGCUGCACGGCCACUUGCCCCGGUCAUUGCCUUCGCUCGACGAGCUCAAGCGAGCGCCUCGGGUGCGGUCGGUCGUCGCCGAGAGCGAGGAGGACGUGGAACUUGUGAGGGACGUCCUCUGGAGCGACCCCUGGGAUCAGAGUGAUGUGGUGGAUAAUUUCAAGAGGAACGCGGGGUGCCUCAUUCCCGACGGCGCGCUUGGGGAGUGGUUAGCAAGGGAGAAGUUCACGCGGUUGGUGCGCUCCCACGAAACAGAGGCGACCGGGGCGGCCGUGACGCCGGUGCCGAAUGGGGAAAGAUGGACCGUCUUUAGCUGUAGCCACUACCCGAACCGCCAGGGCCUCACCCUGUGUGGAAAUCAAUCAGUCAUCGAGCAGGUGUCACGUCGACGGCGUGGAGGUCGACGCGGCGAUUCAGGAGGAACGCGCCGUAAAAUUUUGAUUUCCACGCAGGUCUCAACAAGGCUGCCGUCCUGCAGGUCGACGCGCGGGGCGCCGUCAACGUGCGGCGGUGGGACGCGGGUGAAGAUGAUAGGGCCCAGGGCGCGCUCGCGGCGCGCGUCCGCGGCGCGCUGUGGCGGCAUAGGUCCCGGUUGCGGGACGCGCUCGCGGGGUGCUCUUCCAUAUCUGCCGUGGCCAAGGCGAUUAGUGAUAUUGUCGGCCAGGACGCGAAGGUCUGGGAGACCCACCUCCUCCCGUGCCUCGCCGACGGUUCCGCCGCGGAGGCGAAGUGGCACGAAAUCCGCGACUUUCUUUCCGUCGACUUACCAGCGAGGCACCUGCCGCCGCGGGCGGCCACGUCACCGGCGGCGCACGCGGUCUUCGAUCUGCUGGACACGGACCGAGACGGCGUCGUCCGAAGAGCCGAGUUUUUCGACGCCGUCGGUGCGGUGAACCAAGUCGUCCCUCCAGAAAGGCGCAUCGACGGCGACUCCGUCUGGGGUUUAUUAGAUUGCAACGGCGACGGAGAAUUGGAAAGAAACGAACUGGAGCGCGGCCUAAGGAUAUGAUUAUUU